Messenger RNA from Lepisosteus oculatus (spotted gar), 750 nucleotides. NCBI's taxonomy places the organism in Eukaryota, Metazoa, Chordata, Actinopteri, Semionotiformes, Lepisosteidae. The record is from RefSeq and is a predicted model, not a curated record.
UUCGCCAAUGUUUUGCAUGAGAGUGGGGGUAAACUUUUUUGUACUCUGUGCAAUAUUGUGUUGGAAGUCAAAAGAAAAUCGUCAAUCGACUGUCACAUUUCUACUGCGAAACACAAGAGAAGGAUGACUGAAACACCGAACCAGAAACAAACAACCAUUACACAGGCUGCUGUGUCGAUGUCCAUUCCUAGUACCAAAAGAACUAAGAUUUGUGAAGAUUGGGUCUCUACCUGCACAGCUAUCAACAUUACACACUCAAAAAGCAAUAAUUCUGUAAUGAGGAAAUGUUUGAAGGAAAGGGUUGUCAGUGGAGAUGCCAUACCUGGUGCUCACUAGCUUCAAGAGAAAUACUUGAGGGCAGUCUAUGAGAAGGAAAAGGAAUUGCUGAAGGCACAUCUUGGAGGAAAGACCAUUACUGUGAUAUUUGAUGAGACUCCAGAUGUAGAGAGGAGAUGUUUGGUGGACAUCCUUUUGAUACGACUGAAGAAGGAUGAGUCUGGGAGUGUCUUGGCCUACCUUGAAGACACUCUUUUCUUGGAACACUGCAACCAUUCCACUGUUUCCAUGGCUGUGGUCAAAUGUCUUCAGGACUAUAGCAUUGCCAAUGAGGAUGUCAUUGUGUUUGAUACAGAUAAUGCAGCAAACAUGAAGAAAGCCUAUACUGCGGCACUGCAGUCCUUAUUCCCAAACUCAGUACACAUAACAUGUAUGGCACACAUACUGAAUCUAAUUGGUAGUGCUUUCAGAUAA